This is a messenger RNA of Panicum virgatum (switchgrass), 582 nucleotides long. RefSeq lists its product as uncharacterized. Bases 1 to 582 code for a protein of 193 amino acids. The transcript has a single exon. Lineage: Eukaryota; Viridiplantae; Streptophyta; Magnoliopsida; Poales; Poaceae. The record is from RefSeq and is a predicted model, not a curated record.
AUGAAGAGGUUGAAGGUGGGGUGGGAGGAACACUCAGUUGCUGCUGGAGCUCCUGUUGGUGGUGGUGCAAAAGCCCCGGUUCAGGCAAUGCGCUUGGAUACCUUCGAUGGCUCAGGAACGCCUAUUGAUGCUGCUGAUUGGCUGCGCAAGAUGGAGAAGGUUAUGGUUGCAUGUAGGAUUACUGCUGAGGAGAUGGUCCUGUCUAUUCCUCACCAGUUGACAGGCCAGGCUGAUAUUUGGUGGGUAGGAGUAUGCGAUGCAUGGACUAUUGCUCGAGGUGCUAUCACUUGGGAGGUUUUCUUGGCGCAAUUCAGAGCUAAGUAUUAUUCGGACUCCUUCAGGGACAAGAUUAAUGAUGCAUUGAACCACAUUCAGCAGGGGGACAAGACAGUGGAUGAGUAUGAGAGGGAUUUCAACAAUAUUGUUCGCUUUGUUACUAGUGUGGCAAGUGAUGAGCGUGAGAAGGCUCGGAAGUUGUUCAUAGGACUUAAUGAUCGGUACAGGGAGGUGAUGGGAAGAAAUCCUCCUACCACUUAUAUCACAGCAAUUGAGGAGGCUAGGGGUAUGGAGACUCAGUUUUAG